Molecule: messenger RNA, 1215 nt
Organism: Syzygium oleosum
Lineage: Eukaryota; Viridiplantae; Streptophyta; Magnoliopsida; Myrtales; Myrtaceae
Product: dehydrodolichyl diphosphate synthase 6-like
Exons: 3
Coding region: 16-1119 (367 amino acids)
Biological process (GO): polyprenol biosynthetic process
Cellular component (GO): endoplasmic reticulum
Source: RefSeq, a predicted model, not a curated record
CUUGUGGAACAUACAAUGCAGCAAGAAAGCAGCAGUAGCAGUAGAAUCAUGGAAACUAUGUGUGGUUUUCUGAGAAAGUGCUUAUUCAGAGCCCUGUCUGUGGGCCCCAUCCCCAGUUACGUCGCCUUCAUCAUGGAUGGAAACAGGAGAUAUGCUAAGAGGCGAAACCUAGUCGAAGGGGACGGCCACAGGGCCGGAUUUUCAUCUCUCAUGACUAUUCUUGGUUACUGCUAUGAUUUGGGAAUAAGGUAUGUAACAGUCUAUGCCUUCAGCAUCGACAAUUUUAAGAGACGGCCUAAUGAGGUCCAAUGUCCGAUGGAUUUAAUGGUGGAAAAAAUUGAGGAAUUGCUCAAGACAGGAAGUGUUCUUGAUCGAUAUGGCAUAAGGAUGCACUUCAUAGGGAACUUGAAACUUUUAAAUGAGAAUGUUCAGAUUGCAGCAGAGAAGGCCAUGAAGGCUACUGCAAGCAACAAUAAGACUGUCCUUUUGAUAUGCGUGGCCUAUACUUCUUGCGAUGAAAUAGUGCACACUGUCCAAAGAUCCUGUGAAGAGAAGCUAGAUGAAGCUAAUGUUUUUGAAGGAAAUGUAGAAAUCAAGGAAAUGAAUGGUCAGCUGGAUGAACUAGGAGUGCCUAUUUCCCCUUGCAGUUGUGGAGUCAAAAGAGUCAAGGGGGCGGAGACAAAAAACGGCAUCUUCAAACAUGUUGGACAGGGAUCACAUCAAGAAAGAUCAGAUGCUAUUGAGAAGAUGCACAAAUCGGACACAUAUGCAUCAUCAAAUUGCCGUUGCCAUCUAGGGCUCGUGCCCUCAGCUCCUCUCGCCGAUUUUGUGGCCUCCCUCGUGGUGGCUCUUGGUCAUCUUCAAAACAAGUAUCCAAUCAUAAACUUGGUAGAUAUCGAGAAGAAUAUGUACAUGGCCGUGGCGCCUGAUCCAGACAUAGUCAUAAGAAGUUCGGGCGAGACUAGGCUGAGCAAUUUCCUUCUUUGGCAAACCGCUUAUUGCCCCUUAUACGCACCUGAUGCUCUUUGGCCUGACAUGGGGUUAUGGCACUUGGUGUGGGCAGUGCUCAGUUUUCAGAGAAGCUACUCUUAUUUGCAGAAGAAGAAGAAACAGUUGUAAAACCUUCCUCCUCGCGCCUGUCAAUAAGCAAAAACAAAUCAACCGUGUGUAUCAUGUAUUUGCUGAUAGUUGCGGCUUCAGGGGCCCUUUAUAUCU